Molecule: messenger RNA, 2511 nt
Organism: Poeciliopsis prolifica (blackstripe livebearer)
Lineage: Eukaryota; Metazoa; Chordata; Actinopteri; Cyprinodontiformes; Poeciliidae
Gene: tmigd1
Product: transmembrane and immunoglobulin domain containing 1
Exons: 6
Coding region: 169-915 (248 amino acids)
Source: RefSeq, a predicted model, not a curated record
UUUGGGGCGAGAAGUUGUAAAAGUGCCCUGUUGGGCCGUUUAAGAGCGGCUGAGGAUUCAGACCGGCUUUCAUAUGCUCACAUUCACAACGCUGAUCACAGCAGGGAAGCCUCUGACAAAUAAGAUAACAAACAGAAAGUUAAAGGUUUAUCUGAGAAGACCAUCAAAAUGAAGUUAAUGGUCGGUAUCACGCUUUUAUUUUUGCUGCCCUUCUGUGCAAGCCAAACUUCAGUCCACAUUGACUCCACUCCCAAACCAAGCACUGAUGGUGUGAUCCAGACUACGACUCAAUCGAACGUGUCUCUGGUUUGUAUCCUUACUGGCGCUCCCAAAGAUGAGGAGUUGGUAUGGCUGAGGAAUGGUGCUAUGGUGAAACUGAAUGAUGAAAACAAGCAGAGUGGUAGCAGCGUGUGCAUCAGUCCUGUUAUCCAAAAGGAUGAAGGUGCCACGUUCACCUGUCAACUGAAGAGCAAUUCCUCCCAUUCGGCCUCAGUCACCCUCAACGUCACAUAUUGCCCAGAUGUCUCUGGUUCAGAGGAAGUUACUCUGGAAGAGGAGGAAUCCCUGAACCUGCAAUGUGACAUGAAGGCCAACCCUUUGGUAACGUCAGUGUCGUGGAAACUAAACGGAACCAUGGUGGAUCUAUCGACAGGUGGCUUCAUUAUAAGCAACGACGGUAUUAACACCAAGCUAUAUGUCAAGAAAGCAGACAGAAGCAUGCAUGAAGGCGAGUACCAGUGCACAGUAACCUCCCCCAUCUGUGAAUCUCUGAGCAAGACUUUCCAAGUCACUGUCACAGAUAAGACCAUAAAGUUCCCACUGAUGCCAAUGAUUGCGGGGCUGGUGGUGGUGGGUCUCACAGCUCUUCUUGCCAUAGUUUCACGAUGGAGGAUGAUUGCACGGUGCUUCAAAUAAGUGAUCCAAAAGAACCUGGUCCUCUGCAUUGUCAUGAAGUGAGACCAUCGAUGAAGCCUUCUGCGUGGUGCAAGAGAUUUUGAUCACCCAGUGAUAUGGCUUUUUUUCAUUUAAUUUCUUACAUUUUGGACUUUACCCGAAGCUAGACGCUCUCCCCACCUAAUAAGUAAACAAAUAAAUGAAAUAAUUGUGUUUCCAAGAAGAACUGAACAUAUAAGCCAGUAUGUUUUAAAUGGUAUUAAUUAUUUUAGUUUAAUUUUAGUAGAUUCAAACAAGAUUUGUUAUUCCAUCGUGUUUCCAUUAUUUUCUUUUUAGUUCAGGCUACAAUCAUCACAUUGUUCUCUUGUUUGUGGGGAAGACAGAAGAGUUGGCUUUCCCACACUCACAGUUCAAUAAGCAUUUUUCCUGUGCUAAAUAUUCAAAUGUAUGUCAAAAUCUGACAAAUGUACAAACUUGUGUAUACUGUAAGAAACAUAGGAAACACACUGUAAUGAGGGAUUUCAGAAUUAUGUAACGAGGCAUUAUAUGCAGAAUAACCUGCUAUCACAGAAUAAAUAAACCUAUUUAUCUGUUCCAGAAAGAAAAAACUAAAUUAUUCACAAAUACAAUUUAAGUUGAACAAUAUCAAAAGAAAUACAAUGUAAAUAUAGAGUUAGCAGAGAAAGAAAGGAUUUAAAUUACCGUAAGUUAAGAUGAAUGAUUUUAUGUUUGAUGCUUAGUUAAAAAAACAAAAUUCAAAAUCAAGUUUUUUUAAAUUUUGGUUUGGAAUUAAACUGGGUUUUUUCAUUCUAGCUUAGUGGUAAUAUUGACAACUUCUGAUGUUAGCAAUGAUUCAAUACAAAUUUCAUAUCUUGACCUGUUUUUUAGGGUUGAUUGAGCAUAAUACAUAACAAGAAAGCUACUUCCAAAAAAUUACAAAUCUUUGUAAUUCAAUACUGUUUUCAAAAAAAUUAACCCUUUUUAUUUUGUAAAUGCAGGAAAAGCAUUUAACGGUAAAAGUUUUCUCUUUAAACACUAAGCACUUUUUUGAAUUCUUAAAUAUUUAACUUGUUUAUCAAUGCAAAUGUGUAUUUAAUAUUGCUUGUUGUAGUCAGUAGUCAUCAUAUUUAUGUAUAGUCGAAUAACGUAUAAGUAGAAGUACUCGUAUUUCUUUUUUGUACAAACUAUAGACAGAAAUCAGUGAUUCUCAAGAAGCAAUGCUAUCAGCUAAAAGUCAAAAAUCAGUAGCUCUCUAAAUGUUCAGAUAACUAUUUUAAAGCCUCACCUCGUGUAAUAACAUCCGGAUUUUAUUCAACCAGCAUAAUAUAUUUUGGUGUCUUGUAAAGCAUUAUUUUUGUAUCUAAUUUCUUUGAGGUCCACAUGUCCACUGAACUUUAGCUCCUGACUCAACAAUAAAGCCCAGGCUUGUUAAAAUCAUGUUAUACAUUUACUCUUAAUGUGGCAAAAGGACAGGGAUUAUGAGGUUGGGUGGUUCAAGGUCUGGAUCUUUGAGUUCCUGUCCAGGAACAAACACUCUGGAGGCUUACAUGAAAGAAGGCAACACCAGCUGCUCUGAUGUAAACCACAUGUUGAUUAAAUAAACAAAACUAAUACGUA